Notechis scutatus (mainland tiger snake) is the source of this 1001-nucleotide messenger RNA. The record is from RefSeq and is a predicted model, not a curated record. NCBI's taxonomy places the organism in Eukaryota, Metazoa, Chordata, Lepidosauria, Squamata, Elapidae.
CAGGCGCGCUCCUUCUUCGGUGGUUUGCAAGCUGGCCGGGCGUUCAGUCGGUCAGACGGCGGCCUCGGAAUCAUGACGCGGUUUCUUCUCCUCUUGCUGCUGAAUUGGGAGGCCGGCCUCUCCUCUUCCUCCUGCCCUCUCGAGAGCUUCCAGUGCCAAGGGGGAGGCCAGGUGCCGUGGUGCCUAGGCUACGAGAGGCAGCCCAGCUGCCAAGAUGACACAAACGGGUGCCAGCAGCCGGGAAGCAUCUGCAGGAAUCACACCUGUCGGUGCGGUAACAGCAGUGGGCCCUGCCUGCCAUUUGAACGGUUUUGCGACCAGCACCAGGAUUGUCCAGAUGGUUCAGACGAGGCCAAGUCCCUUUGUGCGUCCCCGGUGGGCCUGCCCGAGGAGGAGGACGACGACUGCGAGAGCAACGAGUUCCGAUGCCACCCGGGGGCCGAGUGCUUCCCCCUGUCCUUCAAGUGCGACGGCCACCCGGACUGUGAAGACGGAGCCGACGAAGAGAGCUGCGGCACGGAUUGGCCAGAGACUCCAAGGACCCCACAAAUAACUCCCGAAGGCAGCCCUGCUCCCCCAGAAACUCCGGCAUUGGACCUCUUGACCAUCCUGGCCAUUGUCGCACUCCUGGUCACCGUUGUGGCCGCAGCAGGGAUCACCCUGUGGCUCUCCAGAAGGGGCAAGGGGCUCCUUGCCCAGUUGCCCCACAAAGCAGCUUUCAAGCAGCUCAUCCUAGCCGAGCACCUUUGAGAUCGGCCGGCCAGCCAGGAAGUUGCUCCUUGCUCCAUCCCCGGCCCUCCCAGGAACGAAAUCCUUGGGCCUGAAAGGCUGGCGGCCCGGCUGGGACUCCUUGCAGGAGCCGAGACACAGAAGCCACACGGCCUGCAGGCCGUCGACGGAAUCCACCUCCUAUGGGGGCAAAUUAAAAUGGACUGAAUCCUUCAAAUGCCUCUGGGUGUCUCUCGCGGCCUGCUUGGGCCUGUCCUUCCGCAGCAGCUCCA